Lycium barbarum (goji berry) is the source of this 858-nucleotide messenger RNA. RefSeq names its product membrane-anchored ubiquitin-fold protein 3-like. NCBI's taxonomy places the organism in Eukaryota, Viridiplantae, Streptophyta, Magnoliopsida, Solanales, Solanaceae. Gene Ontology annotation, molecular function: protein binding. The transcript has 3 exons. Bases 245 to 601 code for a protein of 118 amino acids. The record is from RefSeq and is a predicted model, not a curated record.
UUUCUUUCUAUUCUUAGGGUUCCCCUUUCCCUAUUUUAUCUGUAUAAUUAAUUUGGUCCAAGCUGAGAUUCAAUGCAAUCAACCAUAAUAAUUUUCCAGAUUUCUGUAAUCCUUGCUCUUUAGACCACUGGCACACAUACACACACACACCUGUCAUCUCUUUGUUCAUAUCUUUUUUUACAGUGUUUUUAGCGUUAAAUUUCGGUGCCUCUGCGAUUUAGGGUGAAAAGGCUUGGGAUUGCAAAUGCCGGAGGAGGAUUUGGUUGAAGUUAAGUUUCGUUUGUUCGAUGGAUCAGAUGUUGGUCCAUUUCGAUGCUCACCGGCUUCAACUGUAGCUAUGCUUAAAGAGCGAAUUGUUGCUGAGUGGCCCAAAGAUAAAAAAAUUGCACCCAAGGCGGCAAAUGAUGUAAAGUUGAUAAGUGCUGGGAAAAUUUUGGAAAACAACAAGACUGUUGGUCAAUGUAAAACGCCUUUCGGUGAGCUACCUAAUGGUGUGAUUACCAUGCAUGCUGUUGUACAGCCAUCAGUAGGUAAAUCAAAAUCAGAAAAGAAGAUUGACGAGACUCAAAAGAAAAGCGUCUGCGCAUGUGCCAUAUUGUGAGAUUGUAAGUGAUUCAGUUUAACCUUGUGGAUUCUUCAAUUCACGCCACCGCUGUGAAGUUCAGUUAAGAGAGCCAAUAAUUGGCGAACAGUAUGAUAGCUCAUUAUUACCUUGUUUGUUGAAUGACAUUUCAGUGCAACAGGUUCUAUUUAUUUUCAUGAAUUUGGUAGGUGUACAUUUGUAAUUGCAGAUUUCUUAUACAAAAACACUGAGCUGGGUUGCACUCAGAAGGAUUUUAUAGAGCUCUUGUUAUUCUA